AUGGGGGAUGAAAACCAAACUGGACCAAUACAGUUCCACUUCCGUCCCUUCUCAAACCUUCCUGAAGUCCAGCAGUUGAUUUUCAUACCCUUCCUACUCCUGUACCUGCUCAGCCUCUCUGGAAAUUCUGCUGUUGCUCUUGUUGUAUGGACCAACCACUCCCUCCACACCCCCAUGUACUUCUUCCUAGCCAUCCUGGCAGCACUAGAGAUCUGCUACUCCUCUGUCAUUGCACCACUGACCCUGGCCAGCCUCCUGUCUGGAAAGAAGGCCACCAUCUCCCUUGCUGGCUGUGGUACCCAGAUGUUCUUCUUCAUCUUUCUGGGUGGGGCUGACUGCAUGCUCCUGGCUGUCAUGGCGUUCGAUCGGUAUGUGGCCAUCUGCCACCCACUGCGCUAUCCCCUCAUAAUGAGCUGGAAGGUCUGUGUGCGCUUUGCAGCUGGGUCAUUGGUUCUGGGCUUCCUCUUUGCUCUGCAAGUUACUAUUUUGCUCUUCUACCACCCAUUUUGCGGUAACAAUGAAAUCGACCACUUCUACUGUGAUGCAAUGCCCAUGCUACUACUGGUGUGUGACAACACUAAGAGCCUUGAGGUUAUCAUUUUUUUUGCAAACAUCAUAACUCUGACUGUCCCCUUCCUGAUGAUCUGUGUCUCCUACCUACUUAUUGUGUCUGCCAUUUUGCGGAUCCGCUCUGCAGCCAGCCGUCACCGUGCUUUCUCCACCUGUUCCUCCCACCUGAUAGUUGUCCUUCUACAAUAUGGCUGCACCAUUUUCAUUUACUCUCACACCAGUUCCACCUACUCCCCACAACAAGGCCGGGUGCUGUCUGUGUUCUACACCUUUUUGAAUCCUGCACUAAACCCCCUGAUCUACAGCAUGAGGAAUAAGGAGCUGAAGGAUGCUCUGAGCAGAGUGCUGGGGAAGAAAGUGAUUUCCCAGAGGAAGUGAUAGGUUUUUCAACACUGAUCCAAGGAAAAAUGAAUGUU
Alligator mississippiensis (American alligator) is the source of this 986-nucleotide messenger RNA. RefSeq names its product olfactory receptor 10V1-like. Lineage: Eukaryota; Metazoa; Chordata; Crocodylia; Alligatoridae. Gene Ontology annotation, molecular function: olfactory receptor activity; G protein-coupled receptor activity. The coding region runs from base 1 to 948 and encodes 315 amino acids. The transcript has a single exon. The record is from RefSeq and is a predicted model, not a curated record. Gene Ontology annotation, cellular component: membrane. Gene Ontology annotation, biological process: G protein-coupled receptor signaling pathway.